Messenger RNA from Papilio polytes (common Mormon), 844 nucleotides. RefSeq names its product histone acetyltransferase p300-like. The transcript is spliced from 3 exons. The record is from RefSeq and is a predicted model, not a curated record. NCBI's taxonomy places the organism in Eukaryota, Metazoa, Arthropoda, Insecta, Lepidoptera, Papilionidae. Gene Ontology annotation, biological process: positive regulation of transcription by RNA polymerase II. Gene Ontology annotation, molecular function: histone acetyltransferase activity; transcription coactivator activity; chromatin DNA binding. The coding region runs from base 2 to 337 and encodes 111 amino acids. Gene Ontology annotation, cellular component: histone acetyltransferase complex; transcription regulator complex.
GAUGGUGCGCACGCGCGCGGAGGAGGAGGAGCGGCAGCGGCUGAUCCGCGCGCAGCUGGCCACGCUGCUGCACGCGCACGAGUGCCGCGCCGACGAGACGCGCCUGCGCCACUCCAUCUGGUACUGCAACGUGCCCAGCUGCCAGGAGAUCAAGUACAUCCUCAAACAUCUGACGGUCUGCCAGAACCGCACCAGCUGCAAGAAGAUGUACUGCGUGUCGUCGCGUCAGAUCAUCGGGCACUGGAAGAACUGCGAGAACGAGCGGUGCCCCAUCUGCCUGCCGCUGCCCACGCCCGGCCUCGUGCGCAAGCUGCGCCGCAACAGGGGAAGUCUGUAAAGACAUCAACUUGAAUGGGCGGUUCUUUGACAGUUAACACUCUGGAUAUAAUUGGAUGGAUAUGAAACCUCACAUUAUUAUAUGGAUAUCAAAUACCCUUAGAUGUGUAUUCACAUAAAUGUAUCUCGCGUACCCACUUCUUGUGUCCUUUGCUGUUUGAUGUCGCCCUUUAACUAUGAGGGUAAUACUUAUAAAUGUAAAAUGUCCAUUUCUCUCGACGUAUUAUCGAUGUUCACUUCAGUAGAUUAAAAAUUCACCAGAAGAAAGGAUGUAAGCGGCUGUGGUCAAGAUUUUAUGGCCUAAUGGAGUAAGGAACAGACGUCAGAAAUGUCUGAAAUUAUCUAAAAUCUGAGUAAAAUCUAGUCAAAGGUUUUCUACGCGGGAGAAUGAAAGAAGAAGAAUAAAACUAUUUUUCUCAAAUAUGUAUCUAAUUUAUAGCAUUCGAUGUAUACAUGAUAUACCUACUUCUAAUAUUUAUAAUUAUACUCUAAAUAUGUAGUUUUAUAA